UACUGGCAUUUAGGGUAAGCUACAGGAUGCUGGGGGACAAGGAGGAGACAACUGUUUAAACAAGCAUUUUAACAAGGAGUGAACCAGGAAGUCAGCAUACCUGUGUAAGGAUUAGCACCUGCAACUCUUGGGGUCUUAAAGUCACAGAUGCUGACAGCUGUCCACAUGCAGUGUCUGCAAAUAGAAAUUUUACCUGAUGUUUUAAGCUAGGACAGGGAAUCACAAUGCAGCCUGUGCACUUACAUAGCCUCUCAGAAUUGGAAAGAGCCAGUCUACAAAGAAUUGCUUUUUAUCGGCUGCAAGAAAAUCAUAUAAUCAGCGCGAUCAACUUUCCUAAAGCUGGACCUAAACAAAACAAAUCCAUCCGGAGCAAACUGGAGAGCUUCUCCAAGGAGAAGAAAGACUGCUGUCCUCUGGCCUUUGGGAUUCCACUCUCCCAAGUCAUUGCCAAUGAUCGGGCACAUAAGCAAAUGCAGGAAGCAGUGAAAGGCAACCGCAGAGUCUGGUUGGAGGUGGAAGCAUCAGUGACUGAAUUCCGAACUCAGAUUCAGAAGAAAUCCCCAUUGGGUGGAAGCUGUGUGCGAUCCUAUGAAGUGCUGACUGAUGAGCCACUUUCUCCCAUUUUCCUGGACAGAAGAUCCCAGAGCCAGCGAAGGGGGGCAGUGUCAGUGGACUCCAUUACUGAUUUGGGUGACAACACUUCCAGGCUGUUGGAAGCACUGCAGCUGUCACAUCCCGAUGAGCUGGACCUUAAGAGAACUCUGGAGAGGAAAAGGCUGUUAAGCCUCAACCCCAUCUACAGGCAGGUUCCACGCAUUGUGGACAGAUGUUGCCAGCACAUUGAAGCAUAUGGUCUCCAGACAGUGGGUAUCUUCCGUGUUGGAAGUUCUAAGAAAAGAGUUCAACAGCUGCGGGAAGAGUUUGACCAGGGGCUUGAUGUUUUCUUGGAUGAGCAUCAAAGUGUCCAUGAUGUGGCAGCUCUGUUGAAAGAGUUUUUCCGGGACAUGCUGGAUUCUCUGAUUCCCAGAAAGCUCUAUACAGCUUUUGUUAGCACAGCCUCUGUGAAAGAUAUGGCUCAACUCUUGACACUGCAGCUACUGGUUUACCUACUACCACCCUGUAACAGUGAUACCCUCUACCGACUACUACAGUUUCUGAACAAGGUGGCACAGCAUGCUGAGAAUGUCACAGGUCCAGAUGGACAAGAGAUUCUGGGAAAUAAGAUGACUGCCUCAAAUUUGGCCACAAUUUUUGGUCCUAACCUUCUGCAAAGGGAGAAACUUCUGGAGAGAGAGUCCAGUGUCAUGGAAAUUGAAGACACCACUAUGGUCAUUCUUGUGGUCCAGAGAUUAAUUGAGAACUAUGAAGCCCUGUUUACGGUAUCCCCAGAGGUGCAACAGGACAUCCUGAGGAAUCUGUUUCAAACAGAUCCUGAUGUAAUUGACUACCUCCUACGCAGAAAGUUUAAAACCACUUUGUAAGUCCUUGUCAGGAAAGAACACAAAUAUAUUCUUGCAAGACAAAAUGCGAGCUUUCAGACAUCCUUGCUGUUUCCCAUGGGACAAAUCCUCUGAAAUGUUCAUGGGUUAAGAGAUACUUAUACUUUGUCCCAUGCUAUCAUGAGAGUUGCUUGAAUGGUUGUCUUGCAGUAUCACUGUGAGGCAAAUGGACCAGUUGGUCCUCCAGGCAUCCCACAAUACACUGCUUUAGUCCCAAUUCUGGCUCCUUUUGAACUCUGUGCAACUGCUUUGGCCCUGACCACAGAACUCUACUGCCCAGAGCUGUCAGGCCCCAGGUGGCCACCCCUUCCUGUUAAUUGCCCUGUAUGAUUGAUUACUUGCCAGCCAUUUCAUGCUCAUCAUCCCUCCAGGAUCAGCAUCAGAAACUACAGCCACUGAACCAACUUUAAUCACCACAACCCCUGGGAACCUCCAUCCAACAAACCAUCCAGUUGUUAGGGAGGCCCUAGUAGACCCAACCACCACUUACCCUAGGCAAGUUUGGACUUCCAUACCCCCACACGCCCAUCCGUCUUCCCUUUACCAUGGCCCCUCAGUCCAACAACUUAAAUGUCAUGAACAUCUGUGGCAACAACUGGACCAGAGAGGAGUUAGCAGAUCUCAUCAUUAUCUAGCGUUAGAUUGAUAAUCAGCAGGUACAAGCCACCAAAACAAGGCAUUCUAUGAAUGGAUUGCAAAGGAAAUGACAACCUGGGGAUAUGUCCAUGACUGGGCUGCAUACCAGUCUAAGUGCCAGGUACUGAGGCAGCAGUUUGCAAGGACAUGGGACAGUAACCAUGUAUUAGGUGCAAUUAGUGCAGAUACAUCCACUGUGAGGCACUCUCUUACGUCUUUGUGGUCAUGUCAGAAAACAUGGUGGACAUGGUGGCCUGUGCUAUCCAGGAGAGUGAUGAGAAUUCCAAUCAUGGACGAAGACAUGUAGCCUUUUCAGGCUAUCACAGUGAUGAGCCAGAUCUGGAGCAACCAGUCUAUCCUGUUGAGGCACACAGACUCACUAGCCAUCUGCCAGAGCUGCGCGGACUCUGAAAUGGACUUGGGCUUGAACAAUGAGGACCUGGAGCAUCCAGUCCUCCACCAGUGUUCACCACCCCAUCCAGCCAUCUCUCUCCCCAAACAGUCCCAGUGCCCCAGAAAACACAGCCCACAAUGGGACAGAUCCUGGGGAUGAAAAGUGGGAGGCCACCAUUAUGGCUGGGUUAGGAAAAGUCAGGAAAUGGGAGGUGAGUGGGCAGGGAGUCAGAGCUCUCUGGAACUUAAUGGCUCAGUGGGCAUCUGCGGCAUUUAAACCAUGACUUCUUGCCCCCUUCCCUGGCCCUCUGCAGAAUGCAAUAUGCGGCUGCUGCACUGGAACCUCAUGGCUUUCUUUGGGACUGCUCCCAUUUCCUCAGUGGCCAUCCCGUAUGCAAGUAUGGUGUGGUAAUAGGUACUACUUUAGGCAAAGUGGACAAUUAAUGAAACUAGCCUUGUUUUUUGGAGGGGCAUCUUUAAUUGUCCAGUUAAUACUGCUUAAGCUAAUUGCCCACUUGACGCCUCAUCCAUCC
This is a messenger RNA of Alligator sinensis (Chinese alligator), 3061 nucleotides long. Its product is annotated as rho GTPase-activating protein 6. Gene Ontology annotation, biological process: signal transduction. Lineage: Eukaryota; Metazoa; Chordata; Crocodylia; Alligatoridae. Bases 225 to 1481 code for a protein of 418 amino acids. The transcript has 11 exons. The record is from RefSeq and is a predicted model, not a curated record.